This is a messenger RNA of Scylla paramamosain (green mud crab), 1299 nucleotides long. Its product is annotated as cuticle protein AM1199-like. Lineage: Eukaryota; Metazoa; Arthropoda; Malacostraca; Decapoda; Portunidae. The transcript is spliced from 3 exons. The coding region runs from base 663 to 1205 and encodes 180 amino acids. Gene Ontology annotation, cellular component: chitin-based extracellular matrix. Gene Ontology annotation, molecular function: structural constituent of chitin-based larval cuticle. The record is from RefSeq and is a predicted model, not a curated record.
GUACUGGGGAGCGGCUACGGCCGCGGCGGCCAGGACGGCGAGGAUCACCUAUAAGCAUUUGAGCAACAUUAUAAAAUCAAUUAUAGUUUAUGUUUCACUUUUGUGUUGUUUUAACCUCUUGCCACACAUGAAGUCCACAAAUAGGCAAGUUGUAUCUUAGUUACUGCUUACAAGCUUCAUUUUAAGGGUGGUGCGGGCGGCAGUGUGUUGACGAGACUCCUCAUCUGCUCUUAUAUAGUCAUGUGUGUGAUGGUCAUACCCUCUUGACCUUGAGACUUUUUUUAUUUAUUUAUUUUUAUUUUUUUUCAGGUGGCCACCCCACCGGAUUUCCCUUCACCAUGGUGGCGGUUGACGCUGAUGGGGUAGCCAAUGUUACAGUUUUAAUGAUACUUUUCUGUUCAAUAAAUUCCCUACAGAUACUUGUUAAUAAUGACUAUGUGUGAUAUGCUAUAUGUAUUUGAGGGGAAAAGUGUACUGAUCUGUUAAUUAAUAUGGUGUUUAUCACUAUAAAGAAUGGUUUUACUGGUAUAUGGAUGAAAGGGUAAAAGGAAGGUUUAGUGAUGGUGAUGUUCAAGGUGAAGGAAGGCGCCUGAAGGCGGUGCCAGACCUAUAUAAGUCUGAAUAACAGUUUCUCAGCAUCAGUGUGCCAACGCCUCGCCAUCAUGAAGAUUGUAAUCCUCGCCGUCUUGGCCGCCGUGGCUCUCGCAGCCCCCCAGUACAGUUACAGCGCCCCAUCCGAAGAAUCCAGCGAGGAGGUUGAGGUGCAGUACAGCUACAGCGCCCCGCCCGAAGACUCCAGCGAGGAGGUCGUCGAAGUAAUCCCUAUCCUGAGGGAUGACCGCGUCCACGAGGACGACGGAGCUUACAAUCUGGACGUGGAGACUGGCAAUGGCAUUGUCCUCUCCCAGUCCGGCUCUCCUGACGGUCCCGAUGACUCUGUUGUCAAGACUGGACACUACUCCUACACCGCCCCUGACGGCACUUUCGUCGAGGUCAAGUUCGUCGCCGACGAGAACGGCUUCCAGCCCCAGUCUGACCUGCUGCCCGUGGCUCCCGCCUUCCCCCACCCCAUCCCCGACUUCGUGCUGGAGCAGAUCGCCUUCGCCGAGGCGGAGGACGCCGCCCGUGCCCGCGCUGAGCUCGAAGCCGAGGACUCCGAGGAGGAGCCCGCUGCCCCCUCCACCUCGUAUGGAAGUCCUCAGUAGAAUGUAAGCUGGUGAGACGACUAAUUUAUUGUGCGUGAAUGACAAUAAAGGAACUGCAAAAUAAACAAUUUCUCUUUGUCCUUAUGUUAAGAAA